AUUCGGUAGGGACAGACGUGUGUUUGUCCAACACGGAAAUAUCGAAGUUUAUUGAAAAAUACGAAAAGUUUUAUUUUUAAUAUUUAAACAAGAUACGAAUUGUUAAAUUACCUUACAUACAUGUAUACAGUUAAUUGUGAUUUUUAUUUAAUUUCGAAGUGUUUUAUCAGUGAAAAGAAAAUUUUAUUUUGUUUUUAAUUUGUUCGCAUCAUCGAUUUAGGCAAGGUCUGCGUUGUUGGGGGGCGGAGCGCCAUGCGCGGCAGGCCCCCGCGCGGCCGGCUGGCGGUCGGCGCCACGGCCGCCUUGUUGGCCGCUGCCGCCCUGGGCGCAGCCCUCGCCUGGAAUCAGAUCUUUGAUGCUGCUCUCAGCGCUCAAAUGGUGAUGAGUCCGACAUCCCGAACAUUCCGAGAAUGGGUUGAGCCGACUGUACCUCUAUACUUCGACGUCUACCUUUUCAACUGGACCAAUGCUGAUCAGUUUCCUGACGAAAUACCAAACUUACAGGAAGUAGGUCCGUAUCGUUUCCGUGAGCAUAGACGUCACGUGAACGUGUCGUGGCAUCCACACAACGGAUCCGUGUCGUACCGCACGCAGCGCAGUUGGCACUUCGAUGAGACGAGCAACGGUACACUUGAAGACAAUAUCACUACUCUCAACAUUAUUGCUGCUUCAGCAGUCUACAGAUCAAGAGACUGGGGCUUCAUUAGACAAAAGGGUUUAGCAAUGGGCCUGGCUAUGUUCGGUCAUCACGUGUCUAUAUCAAAGCUGGCUACUGAGCUACUGUUCGAGGGUUAUGAUGACCCUUUGCUGGAUCUGGCCAAGAAUCUACCAGCAAGCGCCACGGGAGGCGCACCCCCUGUUGACAAAUUUGGACUGUUUUAUGGUAGGAACGACUCGCUGGACACAGACGGGUACAUGGAAGUGUCGACGGGUGCUGGAGGCGCGGCGGGCUCGCUGCCCGGACAGAUUCUCAAGUGGAACUACGAGGACCAUCUGCCCUUCUACAACGGACAGUGCUCAAAGUUGUCAGGUAGUGCGGGGGAGUUCAUGGCACGUGAUUUAUCUGAGCAGUCAGGGCUGGAGCUAUUCGUGCCGGAUCUGUGCCGCACCGUGCUCCUGAAGCACACCGGUAGCGGCGUCCGCGCCAGCCUUGCGUAUAACAAGUACGAGCUUACUGAAUCCAGCUUCGACAACUCUUCUUCAUCGCCGGAGAACUCGUGUUUCUGUAACGGAGAGUGCGCGUGGGGCGGCGUCAUGAAUGUAUCAUCUUGCCGCUACGGAUCUCCCUCGUUCCUCUCGCUGCCGCACUUCCUGCACGGCGACCCCAGACUCCUCGAACUCGUCACCGGACUAGAACCUGAUCCAGAAAAGCAUUCCUUCUACUUCGCUGUGGAACCGAAACUGGGAAUUCCUUUGGAGGUGUCAGCAAGAUUCCAGCUCAAUAUCUGGAUUGAACCGACUCAAAAUAUAGAAUUAUUCGAGAAAGUACCGAAGAUGUUGUUUCCUAUCUUCUGGGUAGAACAGAAGGUGUACAUAGAAGACAAUGUGCUAUCCGAAUUACGGAUAGUGCGUGCUAUCCUUGACUGGGGUGGCGCGGUUUGUGCCGGCAUCACUCUUUUCUUCACCGUACUCGCUGUUAAAGUGUUGUGCUGUAAUAAGAAAGCUAAAUAUUCAAGACCCAACGAAGUGAUCUCCGAGAAACCGAAAGAAGAAGAAAUGUUAAAAUUAAAUCCUUUAUAGAACCAAUAUAUUGUAAAAAUAAUUGUAAUAAAUUAUAAAAAUUUUGACAAUAUUAAGUUAUAGUAAUUAUGUGUAAACAUAGAAUAAUACGUCUAGAUGUUCAAAACACAAAAGUGAGGCAAAGGAGGCAUGUGUAGCCUUUUUUGUGUUAACUUUCCCAGAUUUUUUUUUGUGACUGAGUAGUCACUGAUUGCCUUGAAGAGGCAUUUACAGCUUCACUAGGCUUGAGGUGGUCGAGUGCAGAUGGCGCUUAGCCUGAACCUCGUUUAUAGUAACAAGACUCGAGGGCUCCCUCAGAAGCCUCGGCUCGGACUGUUACUUGGUUAUUGUUACUGGAUUGCGCUUUUCCCAGAGUUACAUAAGUUACUAUGUAAAUAAUUAUUAAUUUAGUAUCGAAAGAAAAUUUUGUCCGAAUCACUUGGUUUCUCAUAUAUUUAUCAAAGUUAAUUAAGUGCCAGUUUUAUUUUAAGUACGUAUAGUUUUAAAUUCAUGAA
Papilio xuthus (Asian swallowtail) is the source of this 2234-nucleotide messenger RNA. RefSeq names its product scavenger receptor class B member 4 (gene SCRB4). The record is from RefSeq and is a predicted model, not a curated record. Gene Ontology annotation, cellular component: cytoplasm; membrane. Gene Ontology annotation, molecular function: scavenger receptor activity. The transcript is spliced from 11 exons. Bases 253 to 1740 code for a protein of 495 amino acids. Lineage: Eukaryota; Metazoa; Arthropoda; Insecta; Lepidoptera; Papilionidae.